ACCUUCAUAUGCUAGCUCGGCUACACUCUCUUUUAAGACUUUCCAAUUAACAUCCUCAGGUACAUAGAAGAAGAUGAAUAGGCCGGGAGAUUGGAACUGCAGAUCGUGUAGCCACCUCAACUUCCAGAGGAGGGAUUCAUGCCAACGUUGUAGAGAGCCUAGACUGGUGGGUGGCAUGAUCAGUACCGACUUACUCAGCGGUUUUGGUAGCCGACCAGUCAGUAACUCCUUUGGUUUCAACACCGGGCCUGACGUGAGACCGGGUGAUUGGUACUGUAACCUUGGGAACUGUGGGACGCACAAUUUUGCCAACAGGUCUAGUUGUUUCAAGUGUGGUGCUGCCAAAGAUGAGUUUUCUAGCUCAAGUGCCGCUGCGACAACCGGGUUUAUAGACAUGAAUGUUGGUCCAAGACGUGGUGGUGGUGGCCUUUUUGGUUUUGGCAGCAGCAGUGGUGGUGGUGGCGGCGGCGGCACAGGCCGUUCUUCUUGGAAAUCUGGAGAUUGGAUUUGCCCAAGGUCAGGCUGCAACGAACAUAACUUCGCAAGCAGGUCAGAGUGUUUCAGGUGUAACGCACCAAAGGAACCUGCCACCGAACCACCGUAUUAGUCUCAUCAUGAUCAAAAAAGCAGUAAAGGAGAAGAACACUGAUGAAGAAUUGGAGCAAGAUACCGACCCUUUAUGUCGUGAUGAUUUGUCUUUUUUUUUUUUUGCUUUCUUUAGAUUUGACUCGCUCUUCUCACAUCUCGUAGCAACCUUUGUCUGGUUUUAUUUUAGAAUGUAAGCAAUUCGAAAUUUUUCGGAAGCGUUUUGUAUUAAUUUCGAUCGGUUUCCUAGCUAGAGCAACGUACGUUUGUUUUAAUAUCGACUCUUAGUUUUAUAUUAAACUUGUUGCAUUCUGAUUCA
Messenger RNA from Capsella rubella, 904 nucleotides. RefSeq lists its product as uncharacterized. Bases 74 to 607 code for a protein of 177 amino acids. Gene Ontology annotation, molecular function: mRNA binding. Lineage: Eukaryota; Viridiplantae; Streptophyta; Magnoliopsida; Brassicales; Brassicaceae. The record is from RefSeq and is a predicted model, not a curated record. The transcript has 4 exons. Gene Ontology annotation, cellular component: cytoplasm.